Messenger RNA from Hydra vulgaris (swiftwater hydra), 558 nucleotides. NCBI's taxonomy places the organism in Eukaryota, Metazoa, Cnidaria, Hydrozoa, Anthoathecata, Hydridae. The record is from the annotation of a RefSeq genome assembly.
AUGAAUGAAUUUUUCUUUUUUUUUUCUAUUUUGAUAAUUUUAGGGUGUUUAAUGUGUAUUAAUUCUUUAAACCCCAUUCAUUCUGUUUUUUGAUUAGUAACUGUAUUUUUUUUUUCCUUCGCUUUAUUAAUUAAUUUAAACUUGGAAUUUUUGUCAUUAUUAUUAAUAAUAAUAUAUGUAGGGGCUAUAGUAAUAUUAUUUUUGUUUGUAAUAAUGAUGUUAGAUAUAAUUCAAAUAAAAAAAAAUUCUAAUAUAAACAAUAUAAUCCCUAUAAUUUUAAUUAUUCUAAGUUUACUAACAAUAAAAAUUAUUAAUAAAGAUAUAUUUCUUUCUUAUCAUUUAAAUAAUGAUUUUUUAAAUUUUAAUUUAAUAAAUCAUUACAAUUUUCAUAAUCUAGCUUUAUUUUUUUAUUCUAAAUAUUCUAUAAAUUUUAUAUUAAUUAGUAUUAUUUUAUCCAUAGGCAUGAUAGGAGUAAUUGUUCUAACAAUUACUUAUAAUUCUAAUUCAAAAAAACAAAAAAUAUUUAUUCAACAUUUAAGAAAUAAUUCAUGAAAUUAA